AUGAUAGAACAAAAUAUAAAAUUAAUAAGAGAUAAAUGGAGUAGAAGUAAAGAUUUCAAUGUAGAGAACUUAAUAAGAGUAAUACAAGACAAAGAUGAAAGUGGAUCAGAUACAACAAUCUAUCUAGUUGGAACAUCACAUCUUUUUAAUGAAUCGAGUGAACUGGUUGAACAUGUAAUAGAUGUUGUCAAACCCUCUCAUAUUCUCAUCGAAUUAUCGCAUGAAAGAAAACCAUUAUUACAAUUACCAGAAUCAACCAUUCGAUCGGGAUUCACUCCCAACAAGGAUCCAAUAUCGAGGAUCCCAUGGUUCACUGGUAACCUAGAGGAUAUUACGAUCAUGCUUCAAAUGACCUAUACAUAUUAUUGUUUCAGACUUCUCGAUCGUCCAGUUAUUCCUGGAUGGGAAAUGAGAGCGGCAUGGAGCAAAGCAAAGGCAAACAACAUACCAGUUCUUCUUGGUGAUAGAGAUUCUGGUGCUACGGUCGACCGUAUGCUUCAUUCUCUCAGUUUUUCCACUCUCUUGUCCCUCUCGUUAAAGUCUGUUGUUGGUAUGUGGCGUUUAUCACAAAUGUCACCACAAGAAAUACGCGAGAAUCUAAACAGUCAAAUAGAGCAAUCAUUACAUUAUGGAUCAGAAAAUGAAAAGGUUAUGUAUGGUCAAGAGUUACUAGAGUCAUUGCCUCAAGUAAGCAAGAUUCUCAUAGAGGAAAGAGAUAGAUAUUUGGCGAGUAACCUCAGAGAGUUGAGGGACCUCAGAGACACCUCUCUCAAAUUUACUCAAUCAGAUGGAACAAAGAAGAAACAAGUCAUCGUUUCCGUCACUGGACUUGCACAUCUCAAUGGCAUUGAAAGGUUUUACAAAGAGGACAAUCAAUAUGAUGGUAUUCUAUUAAGAAAGGCUUUGGAGGAAGUUGAUCCACCAGGUCCAGUGGAAAAAUAUGGGUACCAUGCUAUUUUGGGCACUUCAUUACUCUUACCACCAACCAUUGCAACAGCUUCAACUUGUUUAUAUAAUAGAUAUCGCUCUCCACAAAAGUCUUUUGGCGGAAAAACGGCAUUGACUUUGGGGAUUUGUUUAUUUGGUUUGGAAUUGUUUGCCGCAAAUAGAAUAAUGGAUAAUAUUAGGAAUAAAAUAGAAUCUGCUUUGAGAGGUCAAGAUAUCAAAUCUGAUCUAAAACAUUCUGAAAACACUAUUAUUAGAUUUCAUAAAAUAUUUCUAAGUACUAAUAUCGCUUUCUAUGUCUCUAUAUUAGGGUAUGGAGGAAAAAAAGUGAAUCAAAUGCACGAUCCAAAGCAAGCAUUAGUUGACUUUUGCUAUGAAGUGGUGGCACCAUGUGCGAUGGAAGAGUAUAGCAACAGCAUUGACAUAGCGUCUGUGAUGUGUUCUCUGCUUGGUGAAGUUGAGAGCGUGGACAUUCCACUGCACUCUGUUGUCGGUCCAGUCGAGAAUCAACUUGCUAAACAGUGGAGCUCGUGGUUGAACGUGUAUACAUUCAAACAAAUGGUGUAUGAUUGGAGAUGUGUGUGUAUCCCCAUCGAAUACAGUGUGGCAUGCGUAGCAUAUUGUAUUGGUGUCAGCUGGGGUACGUUUCAUUAUUCUGGCAAAGAAACGAAAGAGGGUGUCUCUUGCUGUCGUGCAUUUGACGCUUGCCACGACGGCAAAUAUUUGCUAGAUGUUGGUACCAAAGAGAGCCUCGAUCUCUCUUUGACCGACGGUCUUUUGGUUGACCUUUGGUAG
Messenger RNA from Cavenderia fasciculata, 1740 nucleotides. RefSeq lists its product as uncharacterized. The transcript is spliced from 7 exons. NCBI's taxonomy places the organism in Eukaryota, Evosea, Eumycetozoa, Acytosteliales, Cavenderiaceae. The record is from RefSeq and is a predicted model, not a curated record. The coding region runs from base 1 to 1740 and encodes 579 amino acids.